Messenger RNA from Achroia grisella, 1925 nucleotides. Its product is annotated as putative RNA polymerase II subunit B1 CTD phosphatase RPAP2. The record is from RefSeq and is a predicted model, not a curated record. Gene Ontology annotation, molecular function: RNA polymerase core enzyme binding; RNA polymerase II CTD heptapeptide repeat phosphatase activity. The transcript has a single exon. Gene Ontology annotation, cellular component: cytoplasm; nucleus. NCBI's taxonomy places the organism in Eukaryota, Metazoa, Arthropoda, Insecta, Lepidoptera, Pyralidae. Bases 98 to 1870 code for a protein of 590 amino acids.
AUACUCUGUACAAACUCUCUAGUUUUGAUAAAUAAAUGAAAUUCUGUUGAAAUUUACUUAAUUUAAUGAAUAUUUUUAAUUAUUACCUUUGUAAGUUAUGGAAACUUUAGUAAAAAAGAGACCUACUAAAAUAGAAGACCUGUCUAAGGAACAAAUACGACAAGCUAUCAUCAAAAAACGUGAGUGUAAUGCAAAGGCCCAAGAAAUUGUUGAAAGUUUGCUUGAAAAUGAUAUCACCGAAUGUUAUUUCAUACAAUGUUUGCCGGAUAUUAACCAAAGUCACUUCGAGGAUGUGAUUGAAGAGCGGGCGAUAAUACAUAUUUGUGGUUAUCCACUUUGUCAAAAUGCUAUAUCAGAAAAAGAUAUCCCCAAACAGAAGUAUAGAAUAUCAUUGAAGACAAACAAAGUGUAUGACAUUACAGAUCGUAAGAGCUUCUGCAGUAAUAGUUGUUAUAAGUCCGCUACACACAUAAAAAAACAAUUGUUGACAAGUCCACUCUGGUUUAGAGAAUAUGAAGAGAUUCCCAAAUUCCAAUUGCUCCCAUUAGAUACUCCUGGUAGUCUUGGGCAAGAAGUAGAUUUAUCUUUAACAGAAAAAAUAAAAACAGUAAAACCCCAGUUCUCUUCCAUCAAAGAGUUUGCGAGUGCUAGCCUGAAUGAAAUAACAAUCACAGACUAUGAUAAAGAUACUAAUGAAUGUGAAAAUAAAAAUGAGAACUAUACUAAGCCCUAUAUACAUGACAAUAUUGACAAAGAUGCCAAUACAAGUGAUAUAACUAGUAAUAAAACAAAAGCAGACGCAAUAUAUAAUCAUUAUCAACAAGAAAAUAAAACCACUCAAAAAGAACACAAUACAAGAUCUGAUAAUAAAAUUGUUAAGGAAUCAGCUAAAAAACCUCCAAACCCACUAAAUAUAGUGGGAGAAAUCCUUGAGAAGCCAGAGAAGAAAAUUGAUCCAAUACUCACCCAAUCACCUAAUAUAACCGUUGUAGAUGCUACCAAAAAUAAUACAAAGCAAGAUAAAAAUGUGCAACAGAAGAAACAACCAGCAGUGACAGCAUUGACAAUUCAAGUUGAAAAAUGUCUUGCAGAAUGGUUCACACUAGAUACUUUGUUAUUAUUAUUUGGUGAAGAAAGAGUUAAGGAAAUACUUGAGGACAAAGGAGAAUGUAUAAAAGAAUACCUAGACAAUUAUUCCAGUAGCAUAGCCUACAACUCAAAUAGCUAUGACCAAUAUCAAGCCCUUUGCCGCAAGUUGAACAUGCUUGAGUUAGAAGACAAAAAGUUUGAUGCUCACACACUACAGAGAGAGACAAAACCUCUGCCAGAUUAUUCCAUUUUACAAGAAGAGAGUAAAAAGAUUCAGUUGAAAGUCAAAUCAUUCUUUGCAGGUGAGAUGGAAACACCUUCAGUCACUGAAAACUAUAAUAAACCACCGCCCAUUGGAGGAGAUGAACAAGUUACACAAUUACCAUUAGUGGAUAAAAAUGCGCAGAAUGCAUUACGAAGACGAAUUGUAUGUGAACACUUGAAUAAAGCACUACCUGAUUUACUCAGAUCAUUGGGCAUGUCGAGUCUAUCAAUUAGUUCCGAUGUUCGCUUACUUGUAAACACAUUUAAAUUGAAAGCCAAUAAUAUAAUGUUUAAACCAAUUCAGUGGACAUUGAUUGUCAUUAUAGUUAUAAAAUUGUUGUCUCUGAGAGACAGAAGGCUUUCUUACUUACUGGAACAGCCAACAGCAUAUAAUCACCUUCAGUUACUGCUUUUAAGUUUCAAACAAGAUGGUGGUUACUUGGAUAGGCUGAUAUCUUGGUUAACGGAUAUUGAUAGACUUUUAGACACUAAUGAUAUGCAACUAACAAUUGAGUAAUUUUUAAUUGAUUAGUAAAUGUACUAGCAAAUUUUACUGCAUCUUCAUAUUGCAU